AUGGGGAAUGUCAUUGUGACCUUUGAUCUCCCCGCACAGCUCCGUAACCAUGUGGCACUGCCCCUUCCCUGCACCAGUGAGUUCCCAAGGUGCCCAUGGCUGUCGGCUGCAUUCUGCACCCUUCCCCACGUGCUCCCUGGCCUCUGUGCCUGUGCUGCACCCUCCAGUGAGGCUGACAGUGGACGUGCUUCUCUUGGAGCCUCCCUGAGGCUCUGUGGUAAGGUCCCAGGUGUAUGUCCCUGGCGGCUGUCUGGCCUGCAGAAUGCCUGGGGGGAGGCUGCAGUCUGUCCUAGGUGGCUCGAGGCUGAGCGGGGGUUUUACGGCACAGGUGCGGGCUGCGCGGUGCCUGGCGAGUCUGGCAGGGUGGUGUCGUUGAGGCAACCUUUGAGACUGCAGGGCAGGGCACCGACAGUGUUGAUUGUUCUGCUCAGGGCAGUAUUUGCAUUGCCAGGUUCCGCCUUGGCACUCCGGCGGGGUAGCGAGCCAGAUCCCCGCACCACUGCUCUGCCGGCGUCCCCUCUCUGCUGUCCUGGGCUCAGCGGGAGCUGUCUGUGCUGCUCCUGCCGUGAUCCUGCCUGGCAGCCAGCAGGAGCUGCAGGAAAUGGGAUCCGGAGGCGGACGCCUUGGCAGGGCGAUAGGGCUGCGCUGCAUCCUCCAGGCACCGGCACAGCCCAGUUUUACUGCUCUGCAAGGCCAAAGCAACACACCAGCGUGGGGCUGCUCGGGUGGGCGGCCAGCUGUCCGGUGUGGGAGGAGUCCGGCUGUGCAGAGGGCCCGGCAGUAAGGUAUGUCUUUGCUGACUUCGGCGGCUCCGUCUCGCUCUCCUGGCUUGGAGACAGCAAUGGAGUCAUUCUCGUCCUGACCACGUUCAAGAUCCCGCUGGUGUUAGUGAGCUUCACCAAGUCCAACCUGUACAGGAGCGAGGACUAUGGCAAAACGUUCACGGACAUCACGAAGCUCAUUAACCACACCUUCAUCCGGACGGAGUUUGGGAUGGCCAUCGGACCGGAGAACUCGGGGAAGGUGAUUCUGACGGGGGACGUGCCUGUGCCUGGAGGGAGACGUGGUGGAAAGAUCUUCAGAUCGUCCGAUUAUGCUAAGAACUUUGUUCCGACAGAUCUCCCCUUUCAGCCCCAGACUCAGGUCAUGUACCACCCGCAGAACUCCGACCACCUGCUGGCCCUCAGCACCGAAAACAGCCUCUGGGUGUCCAGGAACUUUGGGGAGAAGUGGGAUGAAGUCCACAAAGCUGUUUGUCUGGCCAAAUGGGGCCCCGACACCACCAUCUUCUUCACCACGUACCUGAACGACUCCUGCAAAAUGGACCUUGGGUUUCUGGAGCUAAAGAAAACCAAGGACUUUGGCAAAAGUUUCAAGACCAUAGGAAACAGAAUCUACUCGUUCGGCCUGGGAGGUCGCUUCCUCUUUGCGUCCGUAGUGACGGAGAAGGGCAAUACAAGGAGGAUCCAUGUUUCAUCUGACCAAGGAGACACCUGGAACAUGGCCCAGCUUCCCUCUGUGGGCCAGGAGCAGUUCUUCUCCAUCCUGGCAGCUAACGAGGACAUGGUGUUCAUGCACGUGGAUGACCCUGGAGAUACGGGCUGCGGCACAGUCUACACGUCGGACGAUCGAGGCCUCAUCUACUCCAAGUCCCUCGAGCGGCAUCUCUACACUGGCGUUGGGAGUGAAACAGACUUCACCAACGUGACCUCGCUGCGGGGGGUCUUCAUCACCAGCGUGCUCUCCAAAGACCGCGCCAUCCAGUCAGUGAUCACGUUCGACAGAGGCGGCAAGUGGCAGCCCCUGAGGACGCCCGUGGAUGCGCCGUGCAACGCCACGAAGGACGCGGCGGAGGUGUGUGUGUCGGCCUCGUACGGCAUCUCCCUGCAUCAGAACGUCCCCAUGCUGCCCCUGUCCGAGCCCAAUGCGGUCGGCCUCGUCAUCGCUCACGGCAGCGUGGGGGAUGCCAUCUUCACCGCGACCCCCGACGUUUACAUCUCGGAUGAUGGGGGCUACACCUGGGCCCGGAUGCUGAAGGGGCCCCAUCACUAUGCCAUCCUGGACUCCGGGGGCAUCCUGGUCGCCAUUGAGCACAGCCCUGAGCCCAUCAAUGUCCUUAAGUUUUCGACGGACGAAGGCCAGUGUUGGCACAAGUACACUUUCUCCAAGGAGCCCAUCUACUUCACUGGCCUGGCCUCGGAGCCCGGAGCCCGCUCUAUGAACGUCAGCCUUUGGGGCUACAGAGACUCUUUCUUGUCCCGCACGUGGGUCUCCUACACCAUUGACUUCACUCCUCUGCUCAGCAGUAACUGCGAGAAGGACGACUAUACCGUCUGGCUGGCUCACUCCAGCCAGCCCGGCAACCACACCGACGGCUGCGUGCUGGGCUUCAAGGAACAGUACCUGCGUCUCCGCAAGUCCUCUGUCUGUCAGAAUGGCCGGGACUACCUGGUGGUCAAGCAGCCGUCCGUCUGCCCGUGCACGCUGGAGGACUACCUCUGCGAUUUUGGCUAUUUCCGCCGUGAAAACCAGUCGUGGUGCGAGGAGCAGCCGGAGCUGCAGGCCCACGACCUGGAGUUCUGUCUGAACGGCCGGCAGGAGCUGCUGACGACUCGAGGGUAAAGCGGCUUUUUGGCAGGAUUUGCUCAGUGAA
Molecule: messenger RNA, 2653 nt
Organism: Pelodiscus sinensis (Chinese soft-shelled turtle)
Lineage: Eukaryota; Metazoa; Chordata; Testudines; Trionychidae
Source: RefSeq, a predicted model, not a curated record